This is a messenger RNA of Tinamus guttatus (white-throated tinamou), 474 nucleotides long. Its product is annotated as KIAA1143 ortholog. Lineage: Eukaryota; Metazoa; Chordata; Aves; Tinamiformes; Tinamidae. The record is from RefSeq and is a predicted model, not a curated record.
AUGGUAGAGGAAAGGGCUAAAUUCAGGGAGGAGUGGAGAGUAUACAACUUCCUGGUGAAAUUCAAGCUUACUGUCCCUUUGGGGCCCACGGUGGAAACCAAGAGAGAACAGCUUCCAACUCCAGAUGAUGACAGUGAGAAUGGCAGUGACAAAGAGGAUGAGCAGCCUCAAGUGGUGACACUGAAAAAGGGGGACUUGACUGCAGAAGAAGCAAUGAAAAUUAAGCAACAAAUCAAAGAGGCCUUAAAAUCAAAAGAAUCAGAUGAUGAACCAGAACCUGCUGAUGGAAAAAUUAUGUUCAGGAAGCCUGCCAAACGCUCAUCAGAGAAGUGUUCAGACCUCAAUGUAAGUUCAAGUAAGAAGAUAAAAGAGGUGAAGAAAGCUAAAAAAGAAGCAUCUACACCCCAAAGUGCAGUUAAGCAAAUAAAAAACAGCAGUCUUCUCUCAUUUGAUGAUGAAGAAAAUGAUGAUUAG